GCCGUAGGCGCCCUCCGGAGCCCAUGGCCGCCGCGCCGCAGCCCGGCGAGCCCGCCAAGGGGAAGACCUUUAAGCUCCUAGGAAUUCUAGAUGUUGAGAACAUCCCCUGUGCACGAGACUCCGUAUUAUACGGUUCCUUAGGAUCGGUCGUAGCUGGCCUCGGACAUUUUUUGUUAACUAGUAGGAUUAGAAGAUCAUGUGACGUCGGAGUAGGAGGAUUUCUCUUGGUCACAUUAGGAUGCUGGUUCCAUUGUAGGUAUAAUCACGCAAAGCUAAGAAUCCAGGAAAGAAUGGCCAGAGAAGGAAUUAAAAAUAAGAUUCUGUAUGAAAGUACCCACCUUGAUCCUCAAAGAAAACCAGCCGAUGGCAGUGGGUGACCUCGAGCACAGAAAACCUAGCUACAAGCCCAAGGUCCACGCUAGUAAACCCUGUAUGUGCCGUGACUUUCAACCAAGUAAAUAAAGUAUGUAUUAGUUGUA
This is a messenger RNA of Hyaena hyaena (striped hyena), 479 nucleotides long. RefSeq names its product cytochrome c oxidase assembly protein COX20, mitochondrial. The record is from RefSeq and is a predicted model, not a curated record. The coding region runs from base 24 to 377 and encodes 117 amino acids. The transcript has 4 exons. NCBI's taxonomy places the organism in Eukaryota, Metazoa, Chordata, Mammalia, Carnivora, Hyaenidae. Gene Ontology annotation, cellular component: mitochondrion; mitochondrial inner membrane. Gene Ontology annotation, biological process: mitochondrial respiratory chain complex IV assembly.